Molecule: messenger RNA, 3251 nt
Organism: Malaclemys terrapin pileata
Lineage: Eukaryota; Metazoa; Chordata; Testudines; Emydidae
Product: signal transducer and activator of transcription 5B-like
Exons: 19
Coding region: 395-2437 (680 amino acids)
Biological process (GO): cell surface receptor signaling pathway via JAK-STAT; growth hormone receptor signaling pathway via JAK-STAT; defense response
Molecular function (GO): DNA-binding transcription factor activity, RNA polymerase II-specific; RNA polymerase II cis-regulatory region sequence-specific DNA binding
Source: RefSeq, a predicted model, not a curated record
CCCUGCGCCAGAUGCAGGCGCUGUAUGGCCAGCACUUCCCCAUCGAGGUGCGGCAUUACCUGUCGCAGUGGAUCGAGAGCCAGGCAUGUACGAGGGGUCUAGAAUGGUGCUGUCACAUGAACGCUGCAUCCCGGCUCUGUCCCCAGGCUGGGGCGUGCGUCCUCUGUCAAACGCUUCCCACCCCCACCCCACUGUUUGUUUUAUCAGUUAAAAAAGGGACUCCAUCGACCUCGAUAACCCCCAGGAGAACUUCAAAGCCACCCAGCUGCUGGAGGGGCUGAUCCAGGAGCUGCAGAAGAAGGCGGAUCACCAAGUGGGCGAGGACGGGUUCCUGCUGAAGAUCAAGCUGGGGCACUAUGCCACGCAGCUGCAGAACACGUACGACCGGUGCCCCAUGGAGCUGGUGCGCUGCAUCCGUCACAUCCUGUACCACGAGCAGCGGCUGGUUCGGGAGGCCACUAACAGCCCCUCCCCAGCCAGCAGCCUGGCGGACGCCAUGUCCCAGAAGCACCUGCAGAUCAACCAGACCUUCGAGGAGCUGCGUCUCGUCACCCAGGACACGGAGAACGAGCUGAAGAAGCUGCAGCAGACGCAGGAGUAUUUCAUCAUCCAGUACCAGGAGAACAUGCGCCUGCAAGCCCAGUUCUCCCAGCUCUCCCAACUGGGCCCCCAGGAGCGCAUGUCCCGCGAGACGACGCUUCAGCAGAAGAAGGCGUCGCUGGAGGCCUGGCUGCACCGGGAGGCCCAGACACUACAGCAGUACCGAGUGGAGCUGGCGGAGAAGCACCAGAAAACCCUGCAGCUGCUGCGCAAGCAACAGACGACCAUCCUGGACGACGAGCUGAUCCAGUGGAAGCGGCGGCAGCAGCUGGCGGGGAACGGCGGGCCCCCCGAGGGCACCCUGGACGUGCUGCAGUCCUGGUGUGAGAAGCUGGCCGAGAUCAUCUGGCAGAACCGGCAGCAGAUCCGUCGGGCCGAGCACCUGUGCCAGCAGCUGCCCAUCCCGGGGCCCGUGGAGGAGAUGCUGUCCGAGCUCAACGGCACCAUCACAGACAUCAUCUCCGCCCUGGUGACCAGCACCUUCAUCAUCGAGAAGCAGCCCCCCCAGGUGCUGAAGACGCAGACCAAGUUCGCGGCCACGGUGCGGCUGCUGGUGGGGGGGAAGCUGAACGUGCACAUGAACCCGCCCCAGGUGAAGGCCACCAUCAUCAGCGAGCAGCAAGCCAAGGCCCUGCUGAAGAACGAAAGCACCCGCAACGAGAGCAGCGGGGAGAUCCUGAACAACUGCUGCGUGAUGGAGUACCACCAGGCCACAGGCACCCUGAGCGCCCACUUCAGGAACAUGUCCCUGAAGCGCAUCAAGCGCUCGGAUCGGCGCGGCGCCGAGUCGGUGACCGAGGAGAAAUUCACCAUCCUCUUCGAGUCGCAGUUCAGCGUCGGUGGCAAUGAGCUGGUCUUCCAGGUCAAGACGCUGUCUCUGCCCGUGGUGGUGAUCGUGCACGGGAGCCAGGACAACAACGCCACGGCCACCGUGCUCUGGGAUAACGCCUUCGCCGAGCCGGGCCGGGUCCCGUUCGCCGUGCCCGAGAAGGUGCUGUGGCCCCAGCUGUGCGAGGCGCUCAACAUGAAGUUCAAGGCCGAGGUGCAGAGCAGUCGGGGGCUGACGAAGGAGAAUUUGCUCUUCCUGGCGCAGAAGCUCUUCAACAGCAGCGGUGCCCAGCUGGAGGAGUACAGCGCCAUGUCCGUCUCCUGGUCCCAGUUCAACCGGGAGAAUUUACCCGGCUGGAAUUACACCUUCUGGCAGUGGUUCGACGGGGUCAUGGAAGUGCUGAAGAAGCAUCAGAAGCCUCACUGGAACGACGGGGCCAUCCUGGGCUUCGUCAACAAGCAGCAAGCGCACGACCUGCUGAUCAACAAGCCGGACGGGACCUUUCUGCUGCGGUUCAGUGACUCCGAGAUCGGGGGCAUCACCAUCGCCUGGAAGUUCGACUCGCCCGACCGCAACCUGUGGAACCUGAAACCCUUCACGACCAGAGACUUCUCCAUCCGCUCGCUGGCCGACCGCCUGGGCGACCUCAGUUACCUCAACUACGUGUUCCCCGACCGGCCCAAGGACGAGGUCUUCUCCAAGUACUACACGCCGGUUCUCUGUAAAGCCGUGGAUGGCUACGUGAAGCCCCAGAUCAAACAGGUGGUGCCAGAGUUUGCCAGCGCCUCUGGGGAUCCCGCCGCCGGAACGGUCACCUACAUGGAUCAGGCGCCGUCGCCGGCCGUGUGCUCCCAGCCACAUUACAACGUCUACCCACAGAACCCCGACUCUGUGCUGGAUCCCGAGGGCGAGUUCGACCUGGACGACACGAUGGACGUCGCGCGACACGUGGAGGAGCUUCUGCGGCGGCCCAUGGACACUCAGUGGAUCCCCCACAGCCAGUCGUGACCCUGUGCCAUGGUACGGCCCGGCCCGGCAGCCGUGUCCCUGGGAGCCGAUCCGGGGAGCGUGCCCCGUGGAGAGCAGCCCAGUGUUCGUGUCUCUGUGCGUGGGCCCAUGUGGGGGGGGUGCUCAUCCGGGGGCUUUGCUCUGCGCCAGCUGCAGCGGUGUUGUUGUUGGCUGCAUCUGUGGGGGCCCAGCAGCUCCUGGCUCUGGCAGGGCCCCUCCUACUCGCGCAGCGCUCCUCCCCAAAUCCUUCCCUGCACUGGCAGGGCCGCCUCGUGCCAGGCCUGAGCCAGGUGGGUGCUGGUGUUGGGCAGGCCACUAGGGGCAUGGCAGGGUCCCGGUCUAGCUAGUGUCCCCUGGCUCCACUGGCAGAACCGCCUCUCUCUGGGCGUGGGGAACGCGGCCCGGCCUCACCCGUUAGCAGCCACGUUUGUUUCUUUAUCAGUAUCGUCUCCGGCCUCGUUCCUGGCCCCCCCCCCCCCACCACGUUUGCUCACAGCCCCCUGCCCCUGACACGCACUGUGUUAUCCCGGCGUGCCCCAGCUCCAAGAGCCAGGCAGGGGUAGAAAAGCAAGAGGCAGCCCUGGGGCAGCCCCUGUUGUGGGAGGGGAACACUGGGCAGCAGGCUGGGGAGGGACAAGCAGGGGUCUGCCCCCCUGGGCUCAUCCCUCCCCCCAUGUUGGUCCUUGGGUGACACCCCGUCCUUGUGGCAUCAGGGGAGGGGGGAUUCCCUUCUUGUGGCAGCCAUUGCUUUCGGCUCUCCACCCCAUUUUUCUCGUGACCGACCAGGUAAUAAAACGGAUGGUUUUUAAAGGCA